AUGGAGAUAGCAGCCAUGGCCAAAAUCAUAACUUGCCUUCUCUUUAUCACCAUUCUUUGCUCUUUCAUAUCUCUCAUUAUGUCAACAGAGGCAGAGUACCAUCCAGAAGAGUAUGGACCUAAUAGUCUCAAAUCAUACCAAUGUGGAGGAGAAUGCACGAGGAGGUGCAGCAACACAAAGUACCAUAAGCCAUGCAUGUUCUUCUGCCAAAAGUGUUGUGCUAAAUGCCUUUGUGUCCCUCCAGGCACUUACGGCAACAAACAAGUGUGUCCUUGUUACAAUAACUGGAAAACUCAACAAGGUGGACCAAAAUGUCCAUAAGGAAGAAAAUGGAAGAGAGAAAACCCAAAUCUAAUAGAAAAUCCAACAAGGUGGACCAAAAUGUCCAAAAGAAACGAGAGAAACCUAUCUAGUGUGUUUUCAUUGUGAUGAUAAUGAGAACUAAAUGCAGUUAUAUAUUUGCAUGUAUUUGUUUUUAUUUUAUCAUUGUCAUACUUCUUCUCUUAUGAUUCCACGUUUCUUUCCUAUUUGUCUUUUGUUAACUUUUCCGAAUCACUAGACGAAAAGUUUGUGGACCUUCUAAUAUAUGAAAACUAUAGAAAUUAGUUAUUUGUUCUUUUGAUUUUGUAGUGAAUAAUUAAUAAUUAAUCUUUGUGAUAUUCUUUUGCAUAUGACAUUCUGUAUUGAAAAAACAUAUCAAAAAUGAAAUUACAUUACAAGAUUAU
Messenger RNA from Thlaspi arvense, 725 nucleotides. The record is from the annotation of a GenBank genome assembly. NCBI's taxonomy places the organism in Eukaryota, Viridiplantae, Streptophyta, Magnoliopsida, Brassicales, Brassicaceae.